AAAAUCAAUAAAAUUCGAACAUAGGUUGAAUUUGACCCUCAAGGCUCUUGCAUGAAAAACAGCAUGAAAAGUCUGCUGUUUUUCUAAAGUUCAUCUCUGUCAGAGUUUCUGAUCGAAAAUGAUGAACCAGACAUGCAUCUGAUGGAAAUCCUUAGGUAUAUUUUUGGAAUACUUUGUAUCCUCUGUUCUACUGAUGGUGUUAGCAACACAAAGAUAAAGAUAAUUGAUGAACCAUUUUCACUAAACCAUGCAGGGAUAAAUGUACAGAAUAUUGCUCCCCUUGAGAAAGAAAUUGUUUCAAAAGUCAAGCCAAGGAAGAUUUCAGGUCCACCUCAUCUGUUCGAAUUGUCUGGAAAAUGUUUUAUUCUUCAAAAAUCAAGCUACAAAUAUGAGUUUUGUCCUUUUCAAAAUGUCACACAAAGAGAAUUAUCAUACAGAUGGAAUUCUUUUCAAGGGGUCUUAGGGAUUUGGAGAGAAUGGAAUAUCAUUAACAACACAUUUCAUUCAAUGUUAAUGACUGAUGGAGAAAGUUGCAUUGGACAUGGAUACAGAGAAGUGAUGGUACUUUUCAGAUGUGGUGAUGAAAACAAAGUAAUCGACAUAGAUGAGCCCAAAACCUGUAGAUAUAACCUGACAUUUCAGACUCCAUUGGCAUGCCCGCUCGAUGUCUUCAUGGUUUAUCCUACUCUAACUGAUCUUGGCAAGGAGCAAUGGGCUGAAAUCGAGCACAGAUACCACGAGAAAGAGUUGACUUUGAAAGGCUACCGAAAGAAGAGAACAGAUUUGUUUAUCAGUGAAGGCCUAAAGCACAACGAGGCUGAUGACGAGCAACCUAAACUGUCGAGUGAUGGACAGGUCGAAGCAGCCAAGACAGAAAAGACUGCCGAGCUACAUGAUUACCGUAUAUUUGGAAGACAUGAAUGUAUUCAGAAAUAUGGCGAGCUUUUGAGGGAAGUUGAGUUGUUGAGAGCAAAAUUGAAGGAAUUAGAAGCGAAAAGUGGAUCUACGAGAUUGAACAAUUCAACUGAGUCCGUUGAAAAGAAAGAGUAUGGUAAUGGAGUUAACUUGACUAGGCCGAAAGGUGAUACCACUGUAACUGCCAACAUUGGAGUUGGCAAAGUGGAAGCUGCUUCUGUCACAAGGGUGAUGAGAAAAGGAGACGAUGGGAGUGACAACAUAAAUCAUCCGAGGAACUUGAAGAAGUAUGGAAGAAGGGGAGAUGACGGUACGAUAGGUGAAAGGAAAAUGGGGGAGAAUUCAAUCAGCAAAAAUGGAAUGAAAUUUUUACAUUCUAUGGAGACAGUGAGAAAGAAAGUGAAGCUCACAGAAAAGGAGCAGGAGAAAAGAGAUAAAGAGAUAGCGCAACAGCAUGCAGUGAACCACAGGGUUCAUUAAAUUAAUUUUGUAGAAUUUGUAUUAAAGGAAUUUGUAAUGUAGGAUUUUUAUUGAGGGGGUUAUAAUUCGUCUUUAUUAUUGAAAAGAUUCAAAUCAAUUA
Messenger RNA from Rhopilema esculentum, 1495 nucleotides. RefSeq lists its product as uncharacterized. NCBI's taxonomy places the organism in Eukaryota, Metazoa, Cnidaria, Scyphozoa, Rhizostomeae, Rhizostomatidae. Gene Ontology annotation, cellular component: Golgi apparatus. The record is from RefSeq and is a predicted model, not a curated record.